Messenger RNA from Onychostoma macrolepis, 3374 nucleotides. RefSeq names its product von Willebrand factor A domain-containing protein 7-like. The transcript has 17 exons. The record is from RefSeq and is a predicted model, not a curated record. NCBI's taxonomy places the organism in Eukaryota, Metazoa, Chordata, Actinopteri, Cypriniformes, Cyprinidae. The coding region runs from base 93 to 2666 and encodes 857 amino acids.
GUGUGUUAAAGUGUAUAAAUAUAUUGACAGAGGCUGUGUAUAAGUUUUAGUACAUACAUACAAAAUCUGCAAAAAGAUUUAUUCCUAUCUAAAUGCUGAAGUUUUUUAUAGACUCAUGGAAUAAAAAGACAGAAAAAAACUUCUUCUGGAACGUCUGGAAACGUAUGCAACACCUCUUCUUGUGGACAGUCAUGGUUUCACUGGUUGCAGUGGCUGUAUUUCUCCUCUGUGGGACCCUGUUUCAAUCACCCCAGGUAGCAGCAUUCAAACCCCUCUUUCAGGGCGGCUCCCUCACCCAUCGAGAAAUCACUCAGUUGGCCAUCCUCCGCAAGACAGCAGAAGUGUGUCGUGACAUAGCCACUGCCCAGGGGCGCAACUUCACACUGCCUAUAAACAACAGUCUGACUCCAUCUGCUGUCCAAGAAGCCUGCUCAGCAUCUGCUGCUUCAUCAUCUGCUGCCUCUUCCCACGUUUUUUAUUUAGUUAUAACACAAAUUUUUCUAAGUAAUGCAGUCAUAGAUCAACUUUUUGCACUGAGUGAGGCACAUCACGUAGAUAAUGAGGCUUUCAGUGAGGGCCGGCAUCUCAUUACCCAAGGUGUAGCUGCAGUAAAGGCCAGCGUGCUGCAGGGGAGUUAUUUCUCUGCCCGUAACACACUGGGGGCUCUAUGUCACACUCUACAGGACUUCUAUAGCCACAGUAACUGGGUGGAACUGGGAAGCACUGCUCCUUUCGGCACGCUGAUCAAACCUGAGCUUCCUCUCAACAACCUAGCAGGCCCCAGCACACCGACAUGCAGGAGCUGCACUGGGUCAGACUGCAGAGAUAACAUUCUCCCAGAAAUACUGCUGCGCAAGAAACUAACCUCAGGAUAUUUCAGUGUUUACUCCUCCAGAAAACCUGCAGGCAAGUGUAGCCAUGGUGGCUUUCUUGACAGGACCAGUUUAAGAGAACCCACUGGAGGCAUCAAUAAGGAUGACAUUAGGUCAGAUCACGGCUUCCUUCACCUCCGUGCUGCUGACAUGGCCAUCAACGCUACUGUGGAAGUGCUGCAAGACAUCCGACUGGCCACAGGCGACCAAGCCUUUCUUCAAUUGGUAGGCCUCAGUCAGACCUCAGUUCUGGCUAUUGUGAUUGACACCACGGGCAGCAUGUCUGAUGAGAUUGAAGGUGCAAAGAGAGUCUCCUUCAGUAUUAUAGACAGCAGGAGAGGAACACCAGGGGAACCUUCAGAAUACAUUCUAGUCCCAUUUAAUGAUCCAGAUUUUGGACCUCUGACAAGAACUACGAAUGCAGAUAUUUUCAAAGAGAGAAUUAAUUCUCUUUCAGCAGAUGGUGGAGGAGAUGAACCAGAGAUGUGUCUGUCAGGACUACUGUUGGCACUAGCAGGAGCUCCUCCAUCUUCAGACAUUUUUGUUUUCACUGAUGCUGCAGCAACAGACUUAGAAUUAAAAAGCACCGUUCUGGCCAUGAUAGAAAGCACCAGGUCAACAGUCACAUUCAUGUUGACUAACGUUCUUCUGCGAAGAAGAAGGACUGCCUCACAAUCUCAACAGUUUAAAUUAAGAUCAGACAUACAGUUGUACAGAGAUCUGGCCCAUGCUUCUGGUGGACAGGCAAUAACUGUCACAAAAGCUACACUGUCUCAGGCCACUGCAGUCAUUACAGAUGCAUCUACCUCUGCCCUGGUGACUGUUCUUCAGGUGGUGAGAAGUCCAAUCAUUCCAGAAAACGUCUCUUUUGUUUUAGAUCCAUCUCUAUCCAAUGUGACUGUGUAUAUCACUGGAGACUCUCCAGUCUUUACCCUCUACAGCCCUACAGGUGUGUCUCAGUCAGAUUCAGUGGCAGAUGGUCCUCUGGGCAGCAUCCUGACUGUAGGGAAUCUGAAUAGAGUAAAACUCAACUCUGACAGCCAGACAGGGGAAUGGAAGAUCAGCAUUGACUCCACACACUCCUACAGUCUUAAAGUCAUUGGUCAGAGUUCUGUGAACUUUCUCAUUAACUUUGUGGAGCAGUUAGAAGGAGGUGACUUCACACCGAAAGCCAAUCGUCCUUUCAUUGGUCGGAACGCUACUUUGUUUGUGUCUGUGACCGGAGGAGAUUCAGUCUCAGUGACUGACGUGCUUCUAGUUGAAGCUUCAGGAUCUGAUGUUGUUCAUGGAACCAUUAAAUCAUUGGGUGCAACAGACUUCCUGGUCAACAUCGACAGAAUCCCAGAGUGGGCGUUUGUGGUGCAGCUGAAAGGGCUGUUAAACAACUCGACUCGAUCUUCGCCGAGUCGAUUCCAGAGACAGUCACCCACCCAGCAACGAGGCUCUGGAGUUAAUAUAAUGGCACAACCAAAUAACACUAUAGAGCCUGGAAUCCCCUUUAAUCUCAACUUUACAUUGGUCACUAAUGCUACAGGCGGCAGCUACACUAUCCGAGCCUGGACUGACCGCAGCUUCAGUGUGUCUUUCCCCAGGUCUCUGGACACGGGGACAGAGGGAAGUGCUCAAGGAAGCGUAACACUGACUGCACGCUCCGACACAGAGUCAGGGACAGAUGUCACACUCACCAUUGAAGCAGAAGAUUCAGAGUCCAGUGACUCGAAUUACGUGGCACUGCGGUUCACUGUAAUGACUAAGGUAGCUGUUAGGAAAGCUGCAGAAAAGCAAGAAUAUUGAUAAGGAUAUAGCUUUCUUCAUCACUCUGUGUUUUUUACAUGCUAACAGUAUUUGUUGACUAAUUGUUGUUGAUUAAACAGUUUAUUAUGAACAAUCAAAGCUGACUUUCAAAGCUGACUUUUAGCAUCAUUACUCCAGUCACAUGAUAUUUCAGAAAUCAUUCUAAUAUUCUGAUUUUCUGCUCAAAAACAUUUAUUAUUGUUGUUAUUAUUAUGUUGAAAAGAGCUGAGAAGAAUUUUUCAGUUUUUUUUUUUUUUUUGAUGAAUAGAAUGUUCAGAAGAACAGCAUCGUUUGUAACAUGAUAAAUGUCUUUAUCAUUACUUGUGUGCUAAAUAAAAGUUUUAAUUGCUAUAUAUACUGACUCCAAGCUUUUGAAUGGUAUAGUGUAUAUUGUUACACUUGGAGUACGACUGGAGUAAUGAUGCUGAAAAUUUUGCUUUGAUCACAGGAAUAAAAUAUAUUCAAAUAGAAAGCAGUCAUUUUAAAUAGUAAAAAUAUUUGACAAUAUUACUGCUUUAGCAAAUACAACUUCAUGUAUUUUGGAUCAAAUAAAUGCAGGCUUGGUGAGCAGAAGAGAAUUCUUUAAAAAAAACUUUAAAAAUCUUACUGUUCAAAAACUUUUGACUGGUAGUGUGUCAUGUUGAAAUAUAUAAAUGAACAUCACAUAGGCUACCUGGCAUUUCCAUAAGUGUAUAUUGAUUAUGUGCU